Monoraphidium neglectum is the source of this 1758-nucleotide messenger RNA. RefSeq lists its product as hypothetical. Gene Ontology annotation, molecular function: protein binding. The transcript is spliced from 6 exons. NCBI's taxonomy places the organism in Eukaryota, Viridiplantae, Chlorophyta, Chlorophyceae, Sphaeropleales, Selenastraceae. The record is from RefSeq and is a predicted model, not a curated record. The coding region runs from base 1 to 1758 and encodes 585 amino acids.
AUGGAAGAUGAGGCCCCAACGGGCGUGAACGACCUUUCGCCCGCCUGCUUUGUUGCCGUGUUCGGCACCCUCGGUGCCGCUGAAACAGCACGUGCGAUGUGCGUGCACCCGCUGUGGGCGGACAACCUGCGCGACGACAUUCUGUGGCGGCCCUACUUUGAGGAAGUGUUUGCACAGCGCGAUGCACGUCUGCCCGACGAGACGGAGGCGGCAUCCUACAGGGCAGCGUUUCUGGCUUGGACGGCACACUUUGCCGAGCUGCCCUCGUCCCUGACCUCGCGUGCACUGCACAUGUGGGCGCGGCUAAGGGGUUGGCUGCAGCAGCAUGCGCCGUUUAUUGCAGACACGCUGCGGCCGGGCGCGUCGGCGGCUGCGGUGGUCGAGGCGGAGGCGGCGCUGGGCGUAAAGCUGCCUCCGGCUCUUGUGGCCAUACUCAGGGUCCACGACGGCCAAGCGCUGGAGUUUGACCAGGCCUUUGACCGCUACGUCCAGUUCCGCACCCGGCUGCAGGAGCAGGGCCAUGCACCAAACACCGCCAGCACCCUGGGCACGGCACCUCCGCCGGUGCCGCCCAGGUGGCACCCCAGCAUGGUGUGGGGUGUGUUUGGCGGCUACUCCUUCUACGACCACAUGGCGUCACUGCGGCUGUUUCCCCUGGAGCGCAUUGUGUGGUGGACUACCUUCUUCUGGUCACAUGCGCCUGCGCCCAUGCCGCGCCACCUGCUGAUCAUCGGGGCCAGCUCCAACCUGGGCAAGCUGCUGCUGCUGGACGCAGACAGCGGGGAGGUGCGCUUGGGCAGCGCACAGGACCGCAUGCCCGCAGCUCCGCCCGGUCCCGAUCCUGACGCGCAAGAUGGCUGCCUGCGCUGGAUGGAGGAGUGGGCGCGGCGAGUGGCCGCGGGAUGGUAUGAGGUGGACGACGUUGGCGUGGCCCCACGGCGCGCGCGCGGCAUUGUACUGUUCCCUGUGGUGGAGCCGCUCAUGGCCACAGCCGUCACGCGCGGCCUGCAGGUGCGUGUGUCGUCUGUUUUUGCACCAGAGAUGUGCGGUGAGGGUGGCACCCGCUACUUCUUCAGCUACAGCGUGCGCUUCCGCCUGCUCUCGGCUGAACAGCAGCAACAACAAGCGCAGCAACAGCAGCAGCCGCAGCAGCAGCAACAGCAGCAGCAGCAGCAACAGCAGCAGCAGCAGCAGCAGCAGCAGCAGCAGCAGCAGCAGCAGCAGCAGCAGCAGCAGCAGCAGCAGCAACCUCGUCGGGAGGGGCUGCAGGGCCGGCAUUCGCCAGGGAACCAGCAAUCACUUGAGGCGGAUGCGGAAGAGCAAGACCAGCGAAGCGAGCAGCAGCGGCAAAAUAGCGCGCCGAGCACCAGCAGCGGCGAUGCAGGUGCUGGCACCCAUGGCUCAAGCGGGGGCAGCGGUGGCCCAAGUACAAGGACGGGCGGGGGCUGCAGCGGCAUUCUGGCGUGUCCCCAGCCGCUGCGUCGCUGCCAGCUGGAGUCUCGUGCGUGGCGCGUCCUGUCGGAUGAGGGCGAGCUGCUGAAUGAGGUGGCCGGGGAGGGGGUGGUGGGGCAGUACCCCCAGCUGGAGGCGGGAGGGCCAGAGUACGUGUACCAGAGCUGCACCCACCAGGCGGAGCAGUCGGGCUUCAUGGAGGGCGGCUUUGUUUUUGUGGAGGGCACGCUGGCACGGCCCGAGGGUUCCAGCUUCACAGCGGUCUGCCCUCGCUUUGAGCUGCGAGUCCCCGAGUACAUCUUCUGA